Ailuropoda melanoleuca (giant panda) is the source of this 10363-nucleotide messenger RNA. RefSeq names its product LDL receptor related protein 6 (gene LRP6). The transcript is spliced from 17 exons. NCBI's taxonomy places the organism in Eukaryota, Metazoa, Chordata, Mammalia, Carnivora, Ursidae. The record is from RefSeq and is a predicted model, not a curated record. Gene Ontology annotation, biological process: nervous system development; canonical Wnt signaling pathway. Gene Ontology annotation, molecular function: Wnt receptor activity; Wnt-protein binding. The coding region runs from base 1979 to 5272 and encodes 1097 amino acids.
UAAUGGUUUUUAAGUUGAUGUUAAUUUGAUGCAAAUAUUCUUGCCUCUUGUCUGGGGUGCCAGAGUAUCUUUUACGGAAAUUUUAUUCGACUUUCAGGAUGCUAGGGAUUAUGUAUUCUUUUCAACUGAACCCUAAGAUUUCUGAGCUACACUGGCAUGAGAAAUGGAUAUUCCUCUAUUUCUAGUCCUAAAAGCUUAUGCGAGUGAUUUUCCUCAUUAUGGAUAAAGCCACUGUAUGAAUUUCCUAGAGGGACAGUUUCUUCACAAAUCAAGUAUUAUAUAAGACCUAUAUUAAUUACUUAUACUGAUAGUUCUGUUAGGAGAACAAAGCCCAUAUGUGUAUAUAUAACUUUUGUUGUUACUGGUGUUGGAGACAGGUGGUAGCAUAUAUUAAGUAUUAAGGUGGUUACUUGCAAACAAUUUUUAAAUUGAUUUAUGAGCUGUAUAGGAGAAAGAUUAAUUAACCAAAGCUUGGGGGAAAAUAUUUACUGUAUGGUAGAAUUAAGUUGCAGCAAUCAGAAUAGAAUUGUGGUGGAAACAACCAGUGGUCAAUCACAAUAAAUCAGUGGUUUAUCACAAUGUUUUGUAGAUGACAUAUACCUUGAUGUUGAAUGUGAACCCUAAAUUUCACAGCUUUGAGUUAGGCUGUGCUAGAGGUCUUAUGGAUCACGUACUUAAAACAAUUUCUUUCACAAUAUUUCUUUGGGGGAAUGCAUGAGUUCUCAUAUAAGGAAUGGCUUAGAAUGGCUAUUCAGAGCCACAGCACAUAUCUCCUAACAGAUAGAUAAUUUGGUCUCCAAAGCCAUUAUUUUAGAAAGGUAGUUCUUAGGAGUGCCAGGGACUCUGAGGGAAUCGUGAAUUAAAGGGCCUUCUUUUCAGAAUGGAAACUUGGAAUAGAAAAACCCAUUAGUAUUCCACAAGGCUCAAAUACUGAAAACUGUAUUUCUUAUUCUUGCAGCUGGUUUGCAUUAAUAGAAAAUUUUGCAUAGACUUGACUAUAUAAACUUUCUCCCUCUUAGUGUUUCAUUGUCCCCCUCCUUAAAUCCAAAUUAGUGUUUGAAUCUUUAACAGCUUAGAGUGCAGCGCUAAUGAGACCAAAGUUAUGGGUUCAUUUUUUUUUUUAGACAGGCUAUUAGCUUCCUACUUGGGCCAGCCUGAGUACAAAUUGUACAUCCAUUUCCAAGCAGUUCACAAAUGUGUAUUGUUGACCAGCUGUGGACCAUACAUGAGGGUAUAUGUAUUACCACUCUUAGAAAAACAGUUUAAAGCUCAUGUGUCCAUAAGAAUGUUUGUUUGUACAUAGGGGAAGAUUUAUCAUUUUGUAGGGAUUUUUAAAAUUCUAUAUUUGGUAUCUUUUUAAGUUUACUCUGAUUGAUUAGAUUGUAAAUAAGACAUCUGUUUCUUACUGGGAAUAUUUCAUGUCUUAUUUUUCACACUUCAGGUCACUUUCAGUAUAGAAAUUUAUUCAAAAUCACAAAUAGUUUAGGAGGGAUUUAGGUAGAGAAGUGCGAACUUUUGGAGGUUCUGAGUGACAGUGUUUGAGAAUAAGAAUGAAUCAUUAUCUAACAACAUAUAAUAUUGAUGAAACAGGAUUUAUUUUCUUGGUUUGCAGUAAGUGCAGUAGAUGUUAAAAUUAGCAUUCAUUCAGGCCUGUUCUGUCUUCUUGAACUAUGUACACAUGUAUAUGCAGUGGUGUCAUUUCCUCCCUCACUUCCUCCUUUCCUUCUUCCUUGAGUGGUACCAGCAUCCUUAAAAGCCUGCCUUUCACAUCAAUUUCUCCUCUUCCAGGUUUACUCUCUGUCCGCUUUUUGACAGAUUAUUUGGGGUUAGUGGUACAUCUACCUCUCCCAGAUUAUACAUAAAAAAACCUCCCCUUGUUCUUUCCCUUGGAGAUUCUUUUGAAGUUUCUCUAAUUGAGCAUCAGUGCUUUUGUCAUCUUCUUUUCAUAGACACAUCUGGGAAGUAAAGAGAGCAGGUUAUGAAUACUGAUGGCACUGGGAGACGAGUACUAGUGGAAGACAAAAUUCCUCACAUAUUUGGGUUUACUUUGUUGGGUGACUAUGUUUACUGGACUGACUGGCAGAGACGUAGCAUCGAAAGAGUACACAAACGAAGCGCAGAGAGGGAAAUCAUCAUAGAUCAGCUUCCUGACCUCAUGGGCCUAAAGGCCACAAAUGUUCAUCGAAUCAUUGGUUCCAACCCCUGUGCUGAGGAAAAUGGGGGAUGUAGCCAUCUUUGCCUCUAUAGGCCUCAGGGCCUCCGCUGUGCCUGCCCCAUUGGCUUUGAACUCAUCAGUGACAUGAAGACCUGCAUUGUCCCAGAGGCUUUCCUUUUGUUUUCACGGAGAGCAGAUAUCAGGCGAAUUUCUUUGGAAACUAACAAUAAUAAUGUGGCCAUUCCUCUCACUGGUGUCAAAGAAGCUUCUGCUUUGGAUUUUGAUGUAACAGACAACCGCAUUUACUGGACUGAUAUAUCACUCAAGACCAUCAGCAGAGCCUUUAUGAAUGGCAGUGCGCUGGAACAUGUGGUAGAAUUCGGCUUAGAUUAUCCAGAAGGCAUGGCAGUAGACUGGCUGGGGAAGAACUUGUACUGGGCAGACACAGGAACGAAUCGAAUUGAGGUGUCAAAGUUGGAUGGGCAGCACCGACAAGUUUUGGUGUGGAAAGACUUAGAUAGUCCCAGAGCUCUUGCACUGGACCCUGCUGAAGGAUUUAUGUAUUGGACUGAAUGGGGUGGAAAACCUAAGAUAGACCGAGCUGCCAUGGAUGGAAGUGAACGUACUACAUUAGUUCCAAAUGUGGGACGGGCAAAUGGCCUAACUAUUGAUUAUGCUAAAAGGAGGCUUUAUUGGACAGACCUGGACACCAACUUAAUAGAAUCUUCAAAUAUGCUUGGACUCAACCGUGAAGUUAUAGCAGAUGACUUGCCUCAUCCUUUUGGCUUAACUCAGUACCAAGAUUACAUCUACUGGACGGACUGGAGCCGACGCAGCAUUGAACGUGCCAACAAAACUAGUGGCCAAAACCGCACCAUCAUUCAGGGCCAUUUGGAUUAUGUGAUGGACAUCCUCGUCUUUCACUCCUCUCGGCAGGCGGGGUGGAAUGAGUGUGCUUCCAGCAAUGGGCACUGCUCCCACCUCUGCUUGGCUGUGCCAGUUGGAGGUUUUGUUUGUGGAUGCCCUGCCCACUACUCACUUAAUGCUGACAACAGGACUUGUAGUGCUCCAACUACUUUCCUGCUCUUCAGUCAAAAGAGUGCCAUCAACCGCAUGGUGAUUGAUGAGCAGCAGAGCCCUGACAUCAUCCUUCCUAUCCACAGCCUUCGGAAUGUCCGGGCCAUUGACUAUGACCCACUGGACAAGCAACUCUAUUGGAUUGACUCACGACAAAACAUGAUCCGAAAAGCACAGGAAGAUGGCAGCCAGGGCUUUACUGUGGUUGUGAGCUCAGUUCCAAAUCAGAACCUAGAAAUACAACCCUAUGACCUCAGCAUUGAUAUUUAUAGCCGCUACAUUUACUGGACUUGUGAGGCCACCAAUGUCAUUAAUGUAACAAGAUUAGAUGGGAGAUCAAUUGGAGUGGUACUAAAAGGCGAACAAGACAGACCUCGAGCCAUUGUGGUGAACCCGGAGAAAGGGUAUAUGUAUUUUACCAAUCUUCAGGAAAGGUCUCCCAAAAUUGAACGGGCCGCUUUGGAUGGAACAGAACGGGAGGUUCUCUUUUUCAGUGGCUUAAGUAAACCGAUUGCGUUAGCCCUUGAUAGCAGAUUGGGCAAGCUCUUUUGGGCAGAUUCAGACCUCCGGCGAAUUGAAAGCAGUGAUCUCUCAGGUGCCAACCGGAUAGUAUUAGAAGACUCCAAUAUCUUGCAGCCUGUGGGACUGACUGUGUUUGAAAACUGGCUAUAUUGGAUUGAUAAGCAGCAGCAAAUGAUUGAAAAAAUUGACAUGACAGGCCGAGAGGGUAGAACCAAAGUCCAGGCUCGAAUUGCCCAGCUUAGUGACAUUCACGCAGUGAAAGAGCUGAACCUUCAGGAAUAUAGACAGCACCCUUGUGCUCAGGAUAAUGGUGGCUGUUCACAUAUUUGUCUUGUAAAAGGAGAUGGUACUACAAGGUGCUCUUGCCCCAUGCACCUGGUUCUGCUUCAAGACGAGCUAUCAUGUGGAGAACCCCCAACAUGUUCUCCUCAGCAGUUUACUUGUUUCACGGGAGAAAUUGACUGUAUCCCUGUGGCUUGGCGCUGCGAUGGGUUUACUGAGUGCGAAGACCACAGUGACGAACUCAAUUGUCCUGUAUGCUCAGAGUCCCAGUUCCAGUGUGCCAGUGGGCAGUGUAUUGAUGGUGCCCUCCGAUGCAAUGGAGAUGCAAACUGCCAGGAUAAAUCAGAUGAGAAGAACUGUGAAGUGCUUUGUUUAAUUGAUCAGUUCCGCUGUUCCAACGGUCAGUGCAUUGGAAAACAUAAGAAAUGUGAUCAUAAUGUGGACUGCAGUGACAAGUCAGAUGAACUGGAUUGUUAUCCAACUGAGGAACCAGCUCCACAGGCCACCAACACCGUUGGUUCCGUUAUUGGAGUAAUUGUCACCAUUUUUGUGUCUGGAACCAUAUACUUUAUCUGCCAGAGAAUGUUGUGUCCACGUAUGAAGGGGGAUGGGGAAACCAUGACUAAUGACUAUGUCGUUCAUGGACCAGCUUCUGUGCCCCUUGGUUAUGUGCCACAUCCAAGUUCUUUGUCAGGAUCUCUUCCAGGAAUGUCUCGAGGUAAAUCAAUGAUCAGCUCCCUAAGUAUCAUGGGGGGAAGCAGUGGACCCCCUUACGACCGAGCUCAUGUCACAGGAGCAUCAUCGAGUAGUUCUUCAAGUACCAAAGGCACUUACUUCCCCGCAAUUUUGAACCCUCCACCAUCCCCAGCCACAGAGCGAUCACAUUACACUAUGGAAUUUGGUUAUUCUUCGAAUAGUCCUUCCACUCAUAGGUCCUACAGCUACAGGCCGUACAGCUACCGGCACUUUGCACCCCCUACCACACCCUGCAGCACAGAUGUUUGUGACAGUGACUAUGCUCCCAGCCGGAGAAUGACCUCAGUGGCAACAGCCAAGGGCUACACUAGUGACUUGAACUAUGACUCAGAGCCUGUGCCCCCACCUCCCACACCCCGAAGCCAAUACCUGUCAGCAGAAGAGAACUAUGAAAGCUGCCCACCUUCUCCAUACACAGAGAGGAGCUACUCUCAUCACCUCUACCCACCACCGCCCUCUCCCUGUACAGACUCCUCCUGAGGAGGGGCCCUCCUCCUCUGACUGCCUCCAAUGCAAAAAUGUAAAUACAAAUUUGGUUGAGACCUGGAGGGGGGGAGGGAGCUAUUAGAGAAAGAUGAGGCAGACCAUGUACAGUUAAAAAUUAUAAAUGGGUAGGGAAUACUGGAGAUAUUUGUACAGAAGAAAAGGAUAUUUAUAUAUUUUCUUAAAACAGCAGAUUUGCUGCUUGUGCCAUAAAAAUUUGUAUAAAAAAUAAAUUUGUACUAAAAGUUUUAUUUUUGCAAACUAAAUACACAAAGCAUGCCUUAAACCCAGUGAAGUGACUGAGUACAAAGGAAACAGGAAUAAUAAAGGCAUCACUGACCAGGAAUGUCUGGGCUUUAUUGAUACCAAAAAAAAAAAAAAGAGAGAGAGAGAAGAAGAAGAAGAAAAAUGUAAGUCCAUCUCAGAGCAGCAAACCAGAGAUACUUGGAAGUAGCCAAAUAGCCUUCAUGUUAACUAAUAUUUGAGGGCCAACAAGUUUAAGAAAUCACAAAAGGAAUUUAAAAAAAGGAAUUAAAACUAACUUUGGACAAAGGGCUUUGUUUUCUCUAGGAAUCCAAUUAUUUUAGUGAGGAAAAUAGGUAUUUAUAAAAAUCCCUUCUGGGUGUUGCUGUUGUAGGAGAUCCGCUUCCAGUGAGAUGGUGUGGGGCUCUUUGCGUGUGCAAGUCUUCUGUCCCUACCUUAGAACCCACAACCUCUGUCAAAAGAAUUAAUUUUUUCUCUAGGUGUUUUUACCUUGCUUCCUCCCCCAGCAGCUUUGUAGGCCAUUUUGCCAAGAUACCAUGAUUUAUUCACAGCUUUUUAUCUGAGGAUUGAUUAAAUGGAAUUUUCUAAAUUAAGGUUUCACUUUAAUAUUUCUACUAGCUCCAUUCCUCUGUAGGCUUAGCUCUUCAGUUUGACUGCUGUUUUUGCAUAAUGAUCAAAGGUUAGACAUAUUAUUGCUCCUCUUCCAAGAAUGUUUUAAUGCUCAUUAAAAUCUCUUUUUACAACACAUAUAGGCAAUGUUUAAGAAUUACAAAUUUAACCAUUAUGUUUUUGUUGUAAAUUAAUCAUAUAUCCUUGCAGUACUUUCAGCAUAUAAUUACACAAUAUGAAAUCAUUUAUAUAUAUAUAUUUUUCCUAGUAAAACAUUUAAAUAUGUUCCGGUUAGAGACAAUCUAUUUAAAAAGAGAAUUUUUUGUUAUCAUUAGAUUUUCCCUUUAUUAACUGUUUAUGACAUUUUCAUGUUCUUUAGGCCAAUUUUUCUCAGAAUGAUGUCUACAUACAUACCUCUUAAUGUGUGACGUGAGUUUAAUAUCUUCCUGUUACCCAAUGUGAAUGUUAGAUUGUUUUCAAAUUAUCCACAAAUUAUUCUUAUACUCACCUUUUAUAUAUUUGUGUGUGUUCUCUCUUAUUCCAUUAUGGAUUAAGAUGAUUUAACAAAUUUACCAAUAUGGAUUAAAUGAGAAGGCCAACUAAUAACUUCUCAGCUGUCAGAACUUGGGUGGAGGGGAAUAAUGGAAGGCUCUUACGUCAUCUGCCUGACCUGCGUGGUCCUUGGGCUGCUGUAUCUUCAGCUCUUCGGGCUGACGUGUGGGAUGAUUCUAGCACUGCUCUGCCACCUUGCCACAAGUUAGUUUCCUGCUUUUCCAGCACUUCUCUGCCAAAACUGAAUGUGUUUUUACACUAAUGUUUUUUGCUUUAACAAUUGUUGGUCAGUUAGUUACAGAAUGCUUUUUUUUUUUUCUUUUUAAAUUCUGUCUUGCUGAGACCUCUCUGGAUUUUUAGGGCCCGAGAGAAAACAAUGGAAGAAAAGAUUUAGAAUUUUGGCAGGGGUGAAGUAACUUUUUAAGCAAUUAAAAAUACCUAAGGAAACUUGUUAAAGAGAAAAAAAUGUGGUUUCAGAAUAAUGCGUAUAUUGUUGGGGACACCUUAUAUGAAUCAGGUGCACUUGAUUUUGCAUAUAAAUGGUGAUCCAUCAGUGUCUUGCAUUUCAGUCAAACAAGCAUUAACUCUUCCUGUUGGUGGACAAAGUGCUCACAGUCUAACAGAAUGGACCCUGGAGUUGCAUUCUGUGACACGAGGGCCUUUGAUGCUUAAAUGAAGAUGGAAAGGUUAGCAAUAACUGGGUAUCAAUUAGAAUUUGAGAAUUCUAUAUGUUUACAUUUUUUAAUGUGCAUCUUUAUCCGGUGGGCUUCCCAUGUGGAAACUUGCACUAUAACGAAUUAAGAAGAAUAUUGCCUUGUUAUAUCUCAGUCCAAGUGCUUGUACUGCGAUGGCAAUGGCCUCUUCUUGCAAAAUACUGAUUUGUGUGCCAAUUUGUUUGAAAUUAUUUGAAGGCAGUUCCGCUUAAUCUCAGAAUCCUCUUUCUGGGGUAGUUGAGAUGGAUUCUUAUUAUUUUGGGGAGGGUACCUUUAAAUGAGAGAAUUAUCAAAAUUCAGGAAAGAUUGGCCCUCAGGUUACAUGGACAGUUAAGCUUAGGUAAACUCUCUUGAGUAUUAAACAUGAGAUUUAAUUGGAAAAACUGAAAGUAAAAAAUAAACAUGAGCACAAAUCAGGGGAAAAAGUGGAAAAGGGUUUGGAAUCUGGUGUAUUGCUAUAUUCAUUAUCCAUGAGGUAAAAAGGAAUAAAGUGUUAUUAGAUUCCUUAAAUACUAAGGUAUUUAAUUUUGAACAUAUGUCUUACAGUAUGCCUGUUUACUGGUGUGAUUAAAAUUAUCUGAGAAAUGCCAGGGAUGUACUGUAUGGUUACUAACAUAAUAAAAAAAAUUUAAAAAAAAUUAUCUGAGAAAUGAGCUCUAGCACAGCGUACCCUUUCUGCCCUGUAUAGUAGACUAGGCUUCACUGAGGUGGUCUUUCUAACUCGGAACUUUUAUAAUUUUGAACUUGCCUCCUUCAGAGCCCUGGUCUUCUGAACAGUGGCCAAGGAAUUUUGGUGCUUAAAUCAGAUAAUGGCAUAGUCACAAGAAAAAGCAGAGUUAAGGGAUAGAAUUUCUCAGUAUUAAUUUUUCUUUCAUGAAAUUUUAUUAUGCCUUUGACGCCUGCUGCCCCUCUUCUGUAGUAGCAUACGUGAGAUGCUGUCUGUCUAGCAGAAAACUAAGAGUUAUUUUAAUGAUUUUAAUUUUAAUAUAAAAUACUUUGUGAUAUAUGACCCUUGAGAACAGCUGUUCUAAAGGGAUGAUAUAUAUUUAGAAAUGAAGACUUUACAGUACAUUUUCAUCUAACAGGCCAAUAAUUUGGGGGCAGGGCUUUUGAGCAGUAAAAUUUUAGCAUGAAUUGAGGAUUGUAUUUGUUCAUCAUUUUAAAAUACUCUAAAGUCAGUAAUUUAUAUAAGGCCAAUUCCAACUUUGAUAAUAUAUAAAAAUAACCACCAUCUGCAUUAGGUAGCGAUUAAGUUUGGGGUAAAAUCUUUUUGUUUUGCCAUCAACGCCUAUUAAUGAAGAAUACUUCGAGCCCAGUUAGUAGCUGUGGCUUACCUAGCCUAUUCAUGCAUCUUUGUAUGUUUAUGUAACCUGAUACCAGCCAUCAUAAUAAGACUCCUGCUUCUCUGUGAUAGUUGUGCUAGUGGAGUCCUGUGCCUAGAUUCGAUUCCUAGAAACGUAGUUUUUAAAAUUGCUUUUUCUCUUGCAGGGGAAACUUGCCACUUCAUUGAUUUGCAUGCCAUAAGAGCUACGUAUUGGUUACCAUUACACAUCUAACAAAAUUGAGAAACAAAAGUCUUGGGCUUUUCAUAUCCCAAGCUUUUAAUAAGCUUAAGUCUGUAUAAUGACAUACAUAGUAUGUUUGGAGUGUGGCUAUGAGUAUGUGAAUAUCAGUUGGCCAACCAAUGUGUGGGCAUCCACAAAUGAGACUAUACACUAAGUGUAGACAGGGACUGAGUCAUAAGUUUAUAAUCAAGUGUUGUUUAAAACAUGUUCUCAGAAUUCUUAAACUCAAGUUUAAUUUUAUUUGGUAUUCCUUUCUUUAUCCGAAGCCUAAAAUGAGCCAAGAGAAAUAACAGAUGAUUUCAGAAAGUACUGGUAGCAUAUGUGUGGUUCUGACUUCUGGGAUGGCAUCAUUUCAUAAUAGUCCCAAAUUUUGGCUUUGGAAAUUUUCAGUUUUAGGGGAUAACAUUUUACAUUUAUAGUUUAAAAUUUUUAAAUUAGGAGCUUUGUGAAUCCGUAUACUCAGGACAUUUCCGUUGGACUUGCUUCUGCAUCUCUUCAAACUAAGCCUGCACCUGAGUUAGAAGGGGGUGGUUAGUAAGAUCUAAUAUUCUUACUACUUCACCCUCCCUCAGGCCGGGUAAAUUUUACUCAGUUUUUCUUUCUCAUAAGGCAUCCUUAAGCUAUUAUUAAGUUUAUUGCUGGAAAAAAUCCUCAUGAGUUUACAGAUACAACUAUAAACUAUGUGAUUUCUUGUACUCAAAAUAUAGACCUAACAAAAACUAACUUGUAGAUUUUCACCAUUACUUAGGGUUUACCGAAAAGUUUACACCAAAGAUUUAGAGACAAUGUGCUUUUGCUUAUGCCUAACUGUCCAUUUUUUUAAACAAAUAUAAGCAGGGCAGGGAUAUAAAUAUAUAUAUAUAGGUCUAUCUAGAUAGGUAUACCUAAAUAUGAAUUUAAAAAGAAAAGAAAGUGAAUAAAUCUAAUUUUACAUUAAAUUAAAUAUCUGGGGUUAGUAGGAAAAUUUGAAAAGAGUUAAGAGGAUACCAAGAAGCUUAAGCUGGACUAGCCUUAUUUGCAAGUGAAGGAUCUGGUGCUGCUUUCAGAUGUUUAUCCUUUGUGUUUUUAAAUUUUUUCUUAAGCUUUAAUCUUUGUUAUUGUCUUAAAGUCAGCUGGUGUUUCUUGUUCAUGGACUUUGGUACGAUGGUGCUUUGCAAGGAUGUAUUUAUAUUUUAAUGGCCAACAUUUGGUCAGCCCUUGUCCACUAUUCACUUCCCCCUUUUUGUAAAAUAAGUGCUUUAAUUGUAAACUGUAUAAAAAUACCUUGUAUAAAUUCCCUUUUGAUUAUUACAAUAAGCUGAGUUGUAACAAAUGAAAUGUUGAUUUUUAUAAUAAAACAGUGGAAAAUAAAAGUGUCAUUUCUUUUUAGCAAGGUAUUAAAACAG